UCGAGUAAUAACAAACGAGUGCCCGAUCCUAUCAAGUUUGGUUCCUUCCCAAUCCCGGAACCUUGUAAUGAAGUCUAUAAAUAUCAAACAAUGAAGACAAUCUCAAAAAGGGAAACAAUCCAUCCUGCAAUUGUUUAAUCUCUGAUUUCUGAUUUGUUCAUGGCUUGUCUUUCUUGCUCCAUUGAAAUGGAACCCAGGACCUUGAAUCAAGGAGAGCUCAACAAUGCCAGGGAAGCAGCAGUAGUUAUAGUUUCAAAUAUGGAACCUCAAAAGGCUUCAAAUGUGUUCAUUGAGGGACACAGACAAGUAGUUCCACUUAACAGGACGGAAGAGAUGCCCAAAAAGAGAGAUGAUAUUCACACCACUGUGGAUAACAAGGAGAGUGCUCUAGUCAUUGAAAGAUCAUGUGAAUGCUCUUGCACUUCCACUAGUAUCGAUGAAUCCCCUGAAAUAGAAAAACUCAGGGAGCCCCUUUCAGCUCCUUUUUGAAGUUUUCUAGUGUACUGAUUCAUGUGGCUAAAAUAAUCCAAUCAGACUCCUUUCUUUUUUCACGCAAGAGAUCUUAGGUUGGAGAGGUUGCAUUAAAAGGAGUCACAGCCACAGCAUAUGUGCACAUUUGUUGGAAAGCGUAAAGAUGGUGAACUAUCCACACAAAAAUGGUGAUAGUAGAUAUGCAUUUGCUGUUCUUUGAAACUUUGUACACCAAAUAUUUUUAAAUUGCAGUUUCAGUUCACCUGGUAAUGUAGUACAGCGUAGGAUUAUGGAGCUAAACUACAAGGACAGGUGAUGGGGAAGAUGCUACAGAUGAUUAGGGUUUUGAGAACUAGAAGGGAUUAAGGAAUGAAUAAUAAAUAAGAUGUUAUGGGAUC
Molecule: messenger RNA, 869 nt
Organism: Telopea speciosissima
Lineage: Eukaryota; Viridiplantae; Streptophyta; Magnoliopsida; Proteales; Proteaceae
Exons: 4
Coding region: 160-489 (109 amino acids)
Source: RefSeq, a predicted model, not a curated record